AUGGAUGUCAGCCUGUUUGACGAAUUACUAGAAAAAUUGAAGCCACUCAUUACAGCGAAAAACACUACAAUGCGUGAAUCCAUUCCUGCUCACGACAAGUUGUGUGUGACGCUGCGGUUUCUCGCUUCGGGAGAGUCCUAUACACAACUUAGAUAUGCCUUUCGUAUCUCUGUAUCUGCGAUUGCAGAAUUUGUUCCGAAGGUCUGUGAAGCUUUAUAUGAAGUUCUCAAAGACGAAUACAUGAGGGUGCCAUCCACACGAUCACAAUGGCUAGAGCUAGCGAGUGAUUUCGAGACGAAGUGGCAAUUUCCCCACGCUGUGGGGGCUAUUGAUGGCAAACACAUACAAGUUAAAGCUCCACCUAAUUCUGGGUCAGAGUUCUUCAAUUAUAAAAAAUACUUUAGCUUUGUUCUGCUUGCAAUUGCAAAUGCAAAAGCUCAAUUUGUUGCUUUCGACUUGGGUGCCGCAGGCAGUCAAUCAGAUGGGGGUAUUUUCAAACAAGGACACUUAUCAAAAAUAUGUGAAUCUGAAAACUUUCCAUCACCAAGCUGCAUAGAGCAAAGCUCACUUCCGCCAAUUCCAUAUUACAUAUUAGGAGAUGAGGCUUUCGCACUAGAACAAAACAUCAUGAAGCCGUUCCCACAUCGAUCUGCCAUGGGGGACGAAAAAGUUUUCAACUAUCGGCUCUCUAGGGCUAGAAGAAUUGCUGAAAACGCCUUUGGGAUUCUCUGUGCACGUUUCCGAAUUUUGUCAAGACCUAUGGAAAUGAACGUUGCAAAUGCAAUGGUAGUUGUUCAGGCAUGCCUGGUUCUGCACAAUUUUCUAAUGAUGAAAAAGGACGGAGUUUAUAACCCUCCUGGAUUCAUUGACACCGAGGAUGAAAUUGGCAAUGUUAGACAAGGUGUUUGGCGCAACCUUGUAGAAGAUUCUUCGUCUCUUGGACACCUAAGACGAGACCAAAGCACCAGACCAUCUACUCUACAAGCCAGAGAAGUACGGAAUCUACUAAAGGAUUACUUCUUUUCUGAAGGAGCAGUUGAUUUUCAAUGGGCAAUGACUGAGUUACAUUUUUGA
Xenia sp. Carnegie-2017 is the source of this 1074-nucleotide messenger RNA. Its product is annotated as putative nuclease HARBI1. NCBI's taxonomy places the organism in Eukaryota, Metazoa, Cnidaria, Anthozoa, Malacalcyonacea, Xeniidae. The transcript has a single exon. Bases 1 to 1074 code for a protein of 357 amino acids. The record is from RefSeq and is a predicted model, not a curated record.